GAACUUACAAGUUAACAACUAUAGUAGCUAUAUAAUGAAAUAUGUGAAGAAAGCUAAUGAAUGAAAAGAAAAAAGGCGAUCAUAUAGCCUACAAAAAUACAGUUGAUAACUUAUAAAUGAUAUGGUUCUUCAUAAAUUUUUAGAAAAAGAGUCUUUAAAUUCGAUUAUAAAUAGAAACCUACUUAAAAAUUGAAGUAUAAAGACUAAAUGAUUUAUUUUUCUGAAUUUUGUGUUAUAGAACAAGGUCUAGGAGUUGGUCCAAAAAAAAAAAGGUCGAGAUAUCUUCGUGGACGUGGAGCAUGAAUGCAUGAUGUAGGAUUUUAUGUCUUGUAAACACUGCAACUUUAUUAUUCUACCACUUCUCAUUUUUUUUUUAUAUUUUACAUUGAUGAUUGAGAUAGUAUGAUAUAUAUAUAUAUAUAUAUUGAUCUGAAAGACAUAUGGUAUAUUUACUAGCAUACUUUUCAUUGUUAUUUAACAUAAAUGAUUUUUAUUUAAUAAUUUUAAAAUAUUUUUAUUCAUAAAAUUCUUUUUCAUUUUUUCGGUCUUCAUCUAACUAAUCAACAGUUUUUGUUCAAGUUCCUUUAAUGAAAUUACUAUUACUAAUUACUAAUGUAUUAAUAUCGAUAUAAAAUGAAUGAGGAAGAUUUUGAAGGCUGCAUGUUGUUGUGGCGGGAAAAUCAUGUAGUGUAAAUAAUAUUUAAUUACCCGCAGACGUCAAGCGUGCAUCUUACAGUCCAAAACGUGACACGUCCGUUUAGCUUGUAACGUCAGACGAUGCACACUGGAAGGGAAGCCUAGCUCCCUCCGACCGUCCAUCAUGAGUCAUGGUUCAGCACUUUAACCAACCAAAAGAUCGCGGCCCUUGUGUGAUGAUCGAGAGAUUACGUGAGAAAUGAAUGAUGAUGGAAAAGCCGCUUAAAUGCAGAGAUGACCACCAUCGGCAGUGUCCGACGAUCCCUCCAAGGCAUCAACUACGGCGUUUUUGGCUGUGCCAUUCAGCAGUGCACGGAUCGUGGUCUUGUCCGCCAAGGCAAGCAGCUACAUGCCCGCCUUAUCCUGUUCUCAGCCACGCCCGACAACUUCCUAGCCUCAAAGCUUAUCAAUUUCUACGCCAAAUCCAACCACAUCUCCGAAGCGCGUAAGGUGUUCGAUGAAAUUCCUCACAGAAAUGUUUUCUCUUCGAAUGCCAUGAUCAUUGGCUACUCAUUUAAUGGUCUGUUCCAUCAUGCGCUGAAGCUUUUUUCAUCUUUAUCGUUCUCCGCCAGUGCCGCCCCUGAUAAUGUUUCCAUUACUUCUGUUUUGAAGGUGCUGACUUCAUCGUCUUCUAAUCCCGCUUUGGGAAAGCAGAUUCAUGGUUUUGUUCUUCGGCGCAGUUUGGAUUCCGAUGUUUUUGUUCUUAAUGCUUUGGUUACGUAUUACUCCAAAUGUGAUCAGCUUGGAUUCGCGAGGACUAUAUUUGACAGAAUGCCUCGAAGAGAUAUUGUGUCGUGGAAUGCUAUGAUUGCUGGGUAUUCUCAGAAUGGGUUUUAUGAAGAAUGUAAGCAACUAUACUUAGAGAUGCUAGGUUCGACGGGGUUUAGUCCUGAUGCAAUGACAGUUGUUAGUGUGCUGCAGGCCUGUGCUCAGUCAAAGGAUCUUAUAUUCGGAAUGGAAGUCCACUGUUUAGUAAAUGAGAAUCAAAUCGAAAUGGACGUUUCACUUUGUAAUGCUUUGAUUGGAAUGUAUGCAAAAUGUGGUAGCUUGGAUUACGCUCAGGAAUUGUUUGAAGAAAUGAGUGAAAAGGAUGCAGUUACUUAUGGUUCAAUCAUUUCAGGGUAUAUGUUUUAUGGGUUUGCUGACAAAGCCAUGACUUUGUUCCGAGAUAUGAAAAAUCCGGGAUUAAGCACCUGGAAUGCUGUAAUAUCUGGUUUGGUUCAAAACAACCAGCAUGAACGUGUCUUGGAUUUAGUUCAAGAAAUGCUGGCUUCUGGUUCUAGACUGAAUACUGUCACUCUUUCUAGCAUUCUCCCUGCAUUUUCCUACUUUUCAAACCUGAGAGGAGGGAAAGAGAUUCAUGCUUAUGCUAUCAGGAGAAGUUUCGACCGGGACAUAUAUGUUGCGACUGCCCUAAUUGAUACUUAUGCAAAGUUAGGUUUUAUUCAUGGGGCACAACGGGUUUUUGAUCAAUCGGAAUGUAGGAGCUUAGUAAUUUGGACAGCAAUUAUAUCGGGUUAUGCUUCCCAUGGAGAUGCUAGUUCGGCCCUCAGUCUCUACGGUCAGAUGUUAAACAACAGGGUUCAUCCUGACCAUGUGACAGUAACAGCAGUACUUGCUGCUUGCGCUCAUUCUGGACAAGAGGAUGAAGCUUGGGAAAUCUUCAACACAAUGUCCCUGAGAUAUGGAAUUCAGCCCUUGGCGGAGCACUAUGCUUGCAUGGUGGGCGUUCUUAGUCGAGCUGGUAGGCUCUUGGAAGCGGCAGAUUUCAUUUCUAAAAUGCCAGUUGAACCAAGUGCUAGAGUUUGGGGUGCUUUGCUACAUGGGGCUUCAGUUUACGGUGAUGUGGAAAUGGGAAAGUUUGCUUGUGAUAAUUUGUUCAAGAUUGAGCCCGAGAAUACUGGGAAUUACAUUAUCAUGGCAAAUUUAUUUUCACAAGCUGGAAGAUGGGAAGAAGCUAAUAAAGUUAGGAAAAAGAUGGGAGAGAUAGGGUUAAAGAAGAUUCGUGGUAGUAGCUGGAUUGAAACAAGUGGAGGAUUAUUUAGCUUCGUCGCUAAGGAUGUUUCAAAUGUAAGAUCAGAUGAGAUUUACGCAUUGUUGGAAGGAUUGCCAGGAUUAAUGAGAGAAGGAUAUGUUGUGCAAGAAGAGUUGGAUGAUGAAAGUGCUUUUAUUUGACAACUGAAAUGUAGUCAUUAGUUUAGCAUUAAAAACUCGUUGCAGGUUCAUUUUGUUCAGUUUGGUAUGCCUGAAAUAGAUCACUCAACCAUUGAGGUAGCUUCAAUUGAAAAACUAGCCAGCUACUGUAUCUGAGGACACCACAAGAAUGCCUGAGUAAUUAACAAUGAACUUGGCUUUCAGUCAAGCAAAGUUAAA
Prosopis cineraria is the source of this 3069-nucleotide messenger RNA. Its product is annotated as pentatricopeptide repeat-containing protein At2g37310. The record is from RefSeq and is a predicted model, not a curated record. The coding region runs from base 931 to 2871 and encodes 646 amino acids. The transcript has a single exon. Gene Ontology annotation, molecular function: RNA binding; protein binding. Gene Ontology annotation, biological process: RNA modification. NCBI's taxonomy places the organism in Eukaryota, Viridiplantae, Streptophyta, Magnoliopsida, Fabales, Fabaceae.